AAAAUCUGAACCAUGAGACACAAGGAUUACCUUCCGAUCCCCUUCUCCUUACUAUAAAUACUAGCCCACGGCCUCCAUUUAUCUUCGUUUCCUCCGCAUCGAAGAAAGAGGAAAGGUUAAAUCUGAGGAGCUCUCUGCGGCGAAGCAACCCAAUCGCGCACCUAGAAGAUGGAUCCCAACAGGCGUCAAGGUGGAAUCCAGCAAUUGCUAGCAGCUGAGCAAGAAGCUCAACAGAUUGUGAAUGCUGCAAGAAAUGCGAAAUUGGCUAGGUUAAAGCAGGCUAAAGAAGAGGCGGAUAAGGAGAUUGCUGAAUAUCGUGCACACAUGGAAGCUGAAUUUCAGAAGAAGGUCGCGGAGAGUAGCGGCGAUUCUGGUGCGAAUGUCAAGCGCCUUGAACAAGAAACAGAAGCAAAGAUUCAGCACCUCAAGUCACAAGUCGAAAGCAUCUCCUGUGAUGUCGUUCAAAUGCUUUUAAGGCAUGUGACCACUGUCAAAAAUUAAGCGAUCCUAUGGAUAAUUACCAAAUAAUAGUUGACGUUGGUUGUUUCUAUGCCAUUUCGAUGGUUUUGUUGUUUUGAGAACUCAUGGGUGGGAAUUGAAUUUCAUGCCCGUAGUCGUGACCCUGGCAUUUUCCUAGAAUAAACUACUACUGUGUUGUCCACAGACUUGGUCAUUAUUGUAUAAGUUUGGUGCUUGCACUUGUGCUGUUGCAUCAGCAUUCACAUUAAGUGUUUGCUAUCUUUUCCUGGCA
Molecule: messenger RNA, 751 nt
Organism: Ananas comosus (pineapple)
Lineage: Eukaryota; Viridiplantae; Streptophyta; Magnoliopsida; Poales; Bromeliaceae
Product: V-type proton ATPase subunit G-like
Exons: 4
Coding region: 169-501 (110 amino acids)
Biological process (GO): proton transmembrane transport
Cellular component (GO): vacuolar proton-transporting V-type ATPase complex
Molecular function (GO): proton-transporting ATPase activity, rotational mechanism
Source: RefSeq, a predicted model, not a curated record